UCUAUUGUGGAGAUGUUGGAGACAGAGGGACAGAGACAUAUUGUUCUUUUACGGAGCUUCACGCCGAAACCGGUAGAAAAAUGGAUACUAAAAACACGACAUUUCACUAACUGCAAAUAUUACAUUUGGUGAAAUCCGAAAGAUCCUGUUAGACGAAUGAGUUUAUUAUUAAGAGCCGAUAUCACAACUGUUACUUUCACUAGCUAGCAGGCUAGCAGGCUAGCAGACGAGCUCCAAUGGCUGCAUGCUUGGAAUGGAUAGCUCGUUGAAACUAUUCUCUAGUAAGGAUUUAUAUUGGCAAUGGAAUAAACAUCAUCAUCUUGUUGUCGUCGUCGGUAAUAUAAAGUAAGGAUCUCCGUAGAGUGAUUGUCUCGACUGAACGGUACCGUUCACACACCGCGGACACAACAAGAAACAAGAAGAAAGUCACAUACAGGCUCACCGGUCGAGGCUCAAGGUUCAACAGACACAGACGGGGAGAACAUGACUCACAGACCUGUCCCAGAUCUUGGCAUGGGGCCACUGCCAGCCUCACCCCUACCAGGCCCUCUGAUGCCCCAGUGAAACAUGACCAAGAGGCUGUGAGGCUAGGAUAGUCCCCCCCCCCCCCGUCCCGACUCUCAACAGUUCCCCCUAAGCCCUAAACUCGCCGUCCUGCCCCACCAUGCUGCGUUUCCUGCCUCUGAAGCUGGGUCGCCUCUACCGCUGUCUGAAGCUUCUGCUGGUGGUGGGCCUGUUUGUUAUCCUCCUGAUGAACACCCACAACCUGUUCGCCUCCUUCCAGAAGAACGAGCUGACGGACCGCCGCUUCAUCAACCUCAACAAGUGCCCCGCCUGCUUCGGCACCAGCUGGUGCAGGAAGUUCAUGAACGGCCAGGUGUCCUUUGAGACCUGGGGACGCCUGCGCUUCCUGGAUGUCUUCAACGUCAAGAACGUGUACUUCGCCCAGUACGGAGAGCCGCGCGAGGGGACGAGGCGCGUGGUGCUCAAACGCCUGGGAUCCAAUCAGGAGCUGGCGGACAUCGACCAGAAGAUCUGUAAGAGAGCUACUGGCCGUCCGCGCUGCGACCUCAUCCAGGCCAUAUACAAGACUGAGUUCGCCAGGCUGAAUGGGGACGUGAGGCUGCUGACCCCUGAGGUGGUAGAGGGCUGGUCUGACCUGGUGCACUGCCCCUCCCAGAGGCUGCUGGACAGGGUGGUGCGACGUUAUGCCGAAACCAAAGACUCUGGCAGCUUCCUGCUGAAGAACCUGAAGGACACCGAGAGGAUGCAGUUACUAAUGACCCUGGCCUUCAACCCCGAGCCCCUCCUACUACAGAGUUUCCCGUCAGACGAGGGCUGGCCGUUUGCCAAGUACCUGGGGGCGUGUGGUCGAGUGGUGGCGGUGAACUACGUCGGUGAGGAGCUGUGGUCUUUCUACAACGCUCCGUGGGACAAGAGGGUCGACCUGGCCCGGCAGCUGAUGGACAUCGCUGAGCAGCUCACCAACAACGACUUUGACUUCGCCCUCUACCUGCUGGACGUGAGCUUCGAUAACUUCGCCGUGGGGCCGCGGGACGGAAAGGUCAUCGUGGUGGACGGUGAGAACGUCCUGGUGGCCGACAAGAGACUUAUCAAACAGAAUAAACCAGAGAAUUAUGACGUGUGGUACGAGAGUCGCUUCGAGGACUGUGACAAGGAAGCCUGCCUGUCCUUCUCCAAGGAGUCUCUGUGUAACCGCGUCACCGUGGACCACAACUACUACGCUGUGUGUCAGAACCUGCUUUCGCGUUACGCCACGUGGCGAGGGACCACCGGUGGCCUGCUCCACGACCCCCCCGCCCACAUAGCCAAAGACGGCCAGCUAGAAGCGCUGUUGGACGAGUGUACCAACCCUAAAAAACGCUACGGACGCUUCACAGCCGCCAAGGAGCUGAGAGACUACCUCACCCAGCAAGUGGCCUCCGCCUCGGCGAGGUAAUGACCAGAGCUGGCAGUUAGCGGUGGCCUGCAUCUCAGCCGGACGGUGGUUCGGGGUUAGGUGAGGGUUUGACCCCCCCCCCCCCCUGACCUUGUCCCCGGGAACUUGACACUCCUCGUCUCACUUCAAGUCCAGGAGAUCGCCACCCCGCUGGUCACACGGCAGCAGCUUUGAUCGGUCCUCUCGUCUCCUGGUGUCAACCAACCAGUGCAGCUUCCGAGGAGAUGUUUAAACUGAACGGACUGACCAGGAGAACGAGGAUGGGCGAAUAAGGAGAGCUUUAACCCGUGGUUAGGCUAACAUAGACAUGACUUCUCUCCUCCACCCAGACCCGCUCUGUUUAACCAUCAGGACUCUUGUGUUUGCUAUCAAUUCAUCUGAACCAUUCUUUCUUUCUGAAAAACGUCCCUGUUGUCCUUUUGGUUUGGCGUUGAAUCCGAACAGGAGCGUGUUGACAUUUCGUCUGUGGUGUGUUCUGUUCAGGAGGACGGCCACUAGCUCAACUCUGCUAUUGUCCCACGUGGAGACCUGAGCACAGCAGAGGCAGGUUAACAGAGGAAGACAAAGCCUUGGCGGCUAUAAGAGUCUUUACUUCCUGCUAGUCUAAUUGAUCACUUCCAGUUCACCUGAAUUCAGGUAAUCAACGUUUUUAUAUUAGGGAGGGAGGAACAGGAUGGUGAUGCCAAUGAGGACUGUGGUGGUGCAGAAUCUGAUAUUAGAUGUUGUGUGUGUUUACCAAAGAGGCUAUAUGAAACACUGAACUACCCCCCCAGUACCAUGACACAACGCUGUUCUGAUCCUGUAUGACUGCCCAGAGGAACCUUCCAUCUGUCUGGCAACACAAUCUGCAUAGGAACGAUUGUAUGAAUCCAACUUAAGCCCAGGGUCAGAGUUAACCAGGCUCCCUUCUCUGUGUUAAAUCAGAACCAAGCUCCCUUCUCUGUUGAAUCAGAGCUAAGCCCAGGGUCAGAGUUAACCAAGCUCCCUUCUCUGUGUUAAAUCAGAACUUAGCCCAGGGUCAGAGUUAACCAAGCUCCCUUCUCUGUGUUGAAUCAGAACUUAGCCCAGGGUCAGAGUUAACCAGGCUCCCUUCUCUGUGUUGAAUCAGAGCUAAGCCCAGGGUCAGAGUUAACCAGGCUCCCUUCUCUGUGUUGAAUCAGAACUUAGCCCAGGGUCAGAGUUAACCAGGCUCCCUUCUCUAUGUUAAAUCAGAACUUAGCCCAGGGUCAGAGUUAACCAGGCUCCCUUCUCUGUGUUGAAUCAGAGCUAAGCCCAGGGUCAGGGUUAACCAAGCUCCCUUCUCUGUGUUGAAUCAGAACUUAGCCCAGGGUCAGAGUUAACCAAGCUCCCUUCUCUAUGUUAAAUCAGAACUUAGCCCAGGGUCAGAGUUAACCAAGCUCCCUUCUCUGUGUUGAAUCAGAACUUAGCCCAGGGUCAGAGUUAACCAAGCUCCCUUCUUUGUGUUGAAUCAGAGCUAAGCCCAGGGUCAGAGUUAACCAGGCUCCCUUCUCUGUGUUGAAUCAGAGCUAAGCCCAGGGUCAGAGUUAACCAAGCUCCCUUCUCUGUGUUGAAUCAGAACCAAGCUCCCUUCUGUGUUUAAUCAGUGAUUACUUCAAGAGAUAAUUAAAGGAAGGGUGGAUGCAUUUUCAAACAGACCCUAAGAAUUGGGCCACAGUGUGAAUGUCACAUUGCCAUUGCAGUGGACUGCGGUACCCACAGAGUCUGUAAUUGGCUGUAAUUGAUAACUGACUCCAUGUCUGACUGUUUGAAAAAGGAAAUGUUGAUCCUGUCUUGUUCUGUGCGUUUUAUCUACUUCCUCAACAACCCAGAUUUGUCUCCUCACAUGUCGUAAUUUCACAGAGUUCUGUGUUCAUUAUUAAACGUUGCCUCCUCACUGCUCAGCUUCACUUUGAGCCAUCCAGCUUUAAAUGGCCUAUAUUUUCUCCAACAAAUUAGCACAUUUGGGUUGAUUUUGCACUUGGUGGACCAAUAAAUUAAAGCCCAAGUAAUCAUAAUGUACUGUAUGUUCAUUUGAAUAGUGAGAAGUUUGUUGUAGCUCAACGUCCUUUCGUCUCAGAGCUUGGGAACAGAAAAACAACGUCC
Molecule: messenger RNA, 4063 nt
Organism: Oncorhynchus masou masou (cherry salmon)
Lineage: Eukaryota; Metazoa; Chordata; Actinopteri; Salmoniformes; Salmonidae
Product: divergent protein kinase domain 2A-like
Exons: 4
Coding region: 665-1960 (431 amino acids)
Source: RefSeq, a predicted model, not a curated record